GUCUGGCGGAGGCAAAUGUUUCCUUGGUUGAAGCCAGAUCAGUUUGCAACGGUUGUGUAUGGAUAUCUCAAUACAGCUUCAUCUCGCUAUGCCAUCGUGCUACACCUAAACACAAUCUAGCUUAAAUGUCUGUACUCGGGAGGCACUGCAUUCACAAUACUUUAAUUCCCGGCGAGGAAGAAUUUGGCGAACCUGAAGUGAAACAAAGGAAUGUAUUGAGCGUGUUGUUGUUUGCGCGUCACUGGAUGGAAUGGCAUAUUUGCUCUACAGCUUUCUUUUGUUGGGCAGUGGAGCGCUUUUAUUCUUCGCGCCUGUUUGCGCCAUUUGCCCUGAAACAUGCGACUGCCAGCAAGCGCAGCAUAUCCUCUGCGCUAAUAGCGGUCUGCGCACGGUGCCCAAAGCGCCACAGGUGGAGCGCGCAGUGGACGUGCGGGUUCUCGGUCUUGCGGGGAACUUCAUUCACAACCUUAGCGCCUUCGACUUCAUGCGCUAUGGCAACCUAAUGAGACUUAAUCUCCAGUUUAACCAAAUAAGGAAUAUACACCCUAAAGCAUUCGAGAAACUUUCCAAACUGGAGGAACUAUAUCUGGGCAACAACUUAAUCUCGGCAAUACAACCUGGGACUCUACAGUCGUUGAAAAAACUCACAAUAUUAUAUAGCAAUAACAACGAAAUAAAGGACAUUGCUUCCGAAUCCUUUAGUCACUUAAAUAGUUUAGUCAAACUGAGACUUGAUGGAAAUUCUAUUGGAUUUUUAAAAGAAUCCGUUUUCAAAGGUCUGCCAAAUUUAAUGUUUCUGCACUUAGAAUCGAACCAGCUUCGCCAUAUUGACCGCAAUGCGUUUUCGCGGCUCAGCAAACUGCAGUUUUUAAACCUAUCAGACAAUAAACAAACAGAACUGCGAGAUAGUUUUAUGUUUUCCCAUCUUAAGUCACUUACAUCUCUUCUAAUAACAGGCAACCAAAUAAGGCACAUUGGAAAUAACGUCUUUCAGAAUUUGAAAAAGCUAACAAAACUUUCGCUGAGCCACAACAAGAUAGUAAAACUGGACAACGACGCGCUCAAAGGGCUCGCGCGCGUUAAAGAAUUCGAGAUUGACAAGAACGAGCUAACAGAGAUCCUGGCCGGUCUGCUGGACCCGCUCGAGCGCGUCGAACACCUCGACUUCAGCGACAAUCACAUAUCUCGCGUGGACCCCCGUGCUUUCGGCCACCUUUCACAUCUAAAAACCUUAAAAUUGAAAAACAACCGUCUUGAGAUUCUCUCCGGUGGAAUUUUCGCCACAAACGGCGUUUUGUUUCACGUAGAACUGAAUGGGAAUAACUGGACGUGCGACUGCCGGAUGGAGAAGUUUAAAAGCUGGAUGACGCAUGCGCAUUCUCUGGGAAAGCUGUUGACCGUGUUUGUGCGCUGCCAUCACCCCCCAGCGCUGGCGGGAAAAUACAUGGACUAUGUCAGCAACUCGCAGCUGAGAAAUAUGAGUGGCUAUUGCGAGUCAGAACCUCUGUCUCAGCCAAUGGAGAGCCAUGGAGCGGUAGCAGAGACAUCUAUUCUCAAGGAGGAAAGAGAGAAGCGAGAAGGAGAAAUACAUGAACAAGUUGGGGUCCAAGGGGAUGAGGGAGAGCAAGGGAUUGAGACAGCAUUUGAAAGAAAGAAGAAGAGGAAACUUGUCAGCUCAAGACCAAGACCCACAGCUGGGAAAAAUGUCUCUUUAACUGAUUUUCCCACAACGAUGUCCACGUUCCUGACAGGCCACACCAACUUUGCUUUAGCCCAACAGGAACAGUUCAACCUGCCCUUACAGGACAGUGCCAAGCAUCAUAACACAAGAAUCGCAAUGAUCACUGAUGCAUGUCAAUUCAACCAUGACUCCAUCAUGAAUGUUAGCGUGGAAGACGUCACUUCUAGUACAGCCACAGUCCAUUGGAGCACAACUCCUGAUGUUGGACUGGUUCAGGGGAAAGAACUUCUUUUCCGGGUUUUAUUUGACCGUUUCGGCCAUUCUUUCCGUUUCCCACGCUAUGUUUACACAGAUGGAUCUGACCGGGUGGUGACCCUACAAGAGCUUCGCCCCGACUCCACCUACAUCACCUGUGUGGAGAGCGUAGUGGACGGGGCUGUGUGCCAGGUUGCCCCCAGAGAUCACUGCACUGGAUUUGUCACACUUUUGCCCUCGGUGACAAGUGAGGUCAACCUACAGCUGGUCACAGUAGCAGCCCUUACAGCUAAUGCUCUGCUUCUGCUUCUGGUGUUCGUAUUCUGGUUGGGGCGUGUGUUGAAGAGGCGGAUCAGAAGCAGGAAGUCGUCCACUCACGGACAUGUACGUCACAUGUACUCAACCAGACAUCCGUUUCGCUCGACUGUGGCUACUACCUGUGUCUCUUCUGAAUUCAGUGGUUACCAAAGUGGCAGACAACUGGCUGAAGAAGGUGACCUCAUCCAGUUCCCUGGCGAACGUUUCUUUGACAACAGCCCCGCACGAAGAGAUGAUGAUGUCAUAAUGCUCAGAUACUCUGACUGAACUGUCUUGUGUGUCUGAAAAUAGACAAUUUUGUCUAUUUAGGCCACAAAACCACUGAAUUACAGAUCUCUUUUCUUAUUUUGGUUGAUUGUCUAAGCCUCAGCUGCUGGUUGGCAGAAUUGCUUGGUUUUGGAUUUAAUGUAUUCCUGUCUUUGUUGAAAUUUUGCUUUGUUAUAUUACUUAUUUACAUUGUAUAGAUAUACUGCAUAUCAACUGAAGUACAGCACAAAAUUCUUUUGUUACAGUUUUUUUUUUCAACUGCUUACACACAAAAUCAUUACUUGUCCCACGAUUUCUGAAACCUGACACUCACAACACCAGAACCACACACAAAAUCUACAAAGCCAAAACUAAUUCUUGACCUUCGGCGUUUUCAAUUUUCAUAAAAUACUUUUUGCAAACCACAACACAAAAUCUAACAGGAAGUAUCUUGAUCUCCUUUUUCAAACACAACACAUCAAAAUGCCACACUAAUUGCCUCUCACUAACUCCUCACAUGUGCAAACACACAUUGCUUUACUUAACACCAACCAAUCAUGGCUGUUUAGAAUAUGCCUAUAAAUAGGCCAAAGGUCAAGUGAUAGGUUUUUGGCUUGUGUAAAACUAUAUUCACAACCACAAAGUAAUGCUUACAGUAAAACAUAAAUAAAUAAAUAAAAUAACAUUUGGUUUCAAUCUUGCUUUCAUGUCUACCGUGAAUUUUUCAACAUCUCUCUGCCAAUUAUUUCAAUACUGUACAGAAAUGUAGGAAGUUCGGAACCCAUGAAAGAAGUGUGUGUGUACACUGUAAAAAUGAAUAUGCUUUAUUUAAUCAAUAAAAUUGUGG
Messenger RNA from Pimephales promelas (fathead minnow), 3347 nucleotides. It is a transcript of the gene tril, whose product is annotated as TLR4 interactor with leucine-rich repeats. Gene Ontology annotation, molecular function: protein binding. Gene Ontology annotation, cellular component: extracellular matrix. Lineage: Eukaryota; Metazoa; Chordata; Actinopteri; Cypriniformes; Leuciscidae. The record is from RefSeq and is a predicted model, not a curated record.